Linnemannia hyalina is the source of this 1815-nucleotide messenger RNA. The record is from the annotation of a GenBank genome assembly. NCBI's taxonomy places the organism in Eukaryota, Fungi, Mortierellomycota, Mortierellomycetes, Mortierellales, Mortierellaceae.
AUGAACCAACUCGCGGAAUCAACCCGAGCAACCAUCAACUCCCUAAAAGCUCAUGCCCUCCUCUCCAAGGCUCUCGCCAAUGACCCAAAGCCCACACCUGGCUACCUCUUCCCUGAACUCGCUCGCCUGACACAAUCCUCAGGGACCUGCACAGCUGUCCUUUCCCAGCUCCUUAAAGCCAUCACACCCACCGGAUACUCCGCCUCCUCCUCCACCUCUACCACAACUUCGACAUUCAUUGGGCAAAGCAACUCCGCAGUACCAGGAACAGGGACAGGACUCUCACAGGGGCAAUCAUCAACAUCCUCAACCUAUGCGUCCUCCCCGCACGUUAUUCUGAAAGCACUCAAGAUCCUCCGUCAAUUGGCUCAGAGUGGGUCUGUAGAGUUCAGGAUCCAGUUGGCGCGGGGCGGGAAGGGGCCUCUGUCGGAAGUGGUUGGGUAUCGGGGUGCUUGGGAUGAGAUCCAUGGAGACCGGUUGAACGAGGAUAUCAGGACCAUUGCCGAGGAUCUGAUUGAGUACAUGCAUUCGAACCCAGUCCAGGACCACGAAAUCCUCGAGGCGCAACAGAAAUGGACUGACAGGGAGUCAGCCGUUUUGCGGAAUAAUACCCAAGGUCUCCCAGGAUAUGGCAACUCAGUUGCCAUUCACAAACUCCAAAUGAUGUUAGAUUACGAGGACUCGGACAGUGAUGGCAAUACACGGCGAUCAAGCAGUGUUCUCCAGGAGACUACAUCAACGUCAAAGACGAAACCAAGGAAGAAGACAGAGAAGAAAAGAGAAGACGCAGCGUCACCUCCACUACCGGGAUUCGGGAACCCAGAAUUCGAACAGCUGAACCCUCAAUCAGAACCGACGCUGAUGUCAAAACUGUUUGAUAGGAUACAGGACCUGACUGCACCGCCACCACCAAUAGCAAUGCAAGCGGCCUACCGCCAGCAGGAGCAACGACGUCAGAAAUUGUUUGUAGGCGAGUAUAGCAUGCACCACCCCGGACAACACAGCGGUAACCCACGGAACACCAAAGACAGUGGCGGUAUUGUGAUGAUGGGGACGAAUCCUUUUAAACGAACGCACAGAGUUCAGGGUCUUGCUGGUGGGAGAUGGGCUGACAGUACACCGGGAGGUGCGGGAGUUGGGACAGAGCAGGAUGUGUACGCGACGAAUAGGACUUUUUCGAUCCCUCGCGUGGAUCAUACGCAGUUCAGGAACACGACCUCGGCGAUGGUUUACAGUCUUGCACAGCACAUCCAGACUAACUAUGUCAGGACGCAACUACAGCAGGAGACGUUGUUGGCAGUUAGGGAUGACAAUGACCAUCGGCUUGCGGUUUGGGGAGUUGCUGGAGAGGUGUGUGCGGUGGUGGUUGAGGGUAUCAGGCAGGAGUCGCUCAUUUCUGCCGAGCAACCUCAACUUUUCAACAAUGAGAACGAAAGUACUGACUAUGCCUCAGUACUACAGCCGCCGGCAGUCCCGACGAUGACUGGUAUCUUGCGCGAUAUGGUUGAUUGGAUCGAACAAGAGACCUGGGAACGACGGCUCAGAUACCUGUUUGUGCUGGAUGCUCUGUUGGCCCAUUGGACGACUCGUCCAGAAGUCAUCUCCUGCACGGCAUUGCCAAUACUCGUCCAGACUCUAACCGGCGCACGCUGUCAAAAUGCCUCGCAAGUAUCGAUCAGCGCCAUUUCUCGUCACCUGACAGAAUAUAUUGAGCAAGAACUUCGCCACUUAAACUCCCCGACGUCUAGGCUCAAAGACUCGCCAACACCAGCCAUCACGCUUCCAGAUGUCAUGCUCCUCGACAUUGGUGCCUAA